This is a messenger RNA of Acanthocheilonema viteae, 1043 nucleotides long. The record is from the annotation of a GenBank genome assembly. Lineage: Eukaryota; Metazoa; Nematoda; Chromadorea; Rhabditida; Onchocercidae.
ACAAGAAAUUUUCACAUCAUGAGAUGACAAUCAUACCUAUCGGAUAUUUACAAAUUAAUCGCGAAGCAUUUUGCAAUCGGGAUAUAAUCUAUCGCAGAAACAGAUCAAUAAUGCAUCACACCAGUCAAGAUGUUGAAAAUCUGGGCAAUGAUGAAAUAGUUGAUUUCUUUGGCCUUCAGCCAGUUCCUUACAAACCAUUAAGCGAAGGGAAACGAAAUGAGAUAUGUGCGCUGAUUGGCUUAUUUCCUCGUGAGAACUGGAUGAUAGAGUCGUCGAUUUGUUGGAUGAGUAUGUAUGAUGAGCCGGAUUUUCUAGUUGCUGUUCCAGGAAACGACAACCGUCUGUAUCAAGCUCUGGCUCAUUAUAUUACCGGUGAUAGUAAUGAUUUCCAUCAAAUCCGACAGGCUAUAAUUCAAUUUGAAGUAGAACAUCCGGCUGAGUUUAUGAACCUGAAACAAUGGGAUAAAAUUGCAUGGCAUUCCCACCUGAACACUUUAUUCUCAAAUACCGAAAAUGGUUCCGACGUGGAACUUUUUGCACUUGCAUCGAAGUUCAAAGUUGAUAUUUGGAUUUUUCAUAAACAACAAUGGUUUUGCUAUAGGCCCAAGUUUCUGGUGGUAAAUGGCCAAUGCAAAAACUUGAGCAUUCAGCAAUAUCACAUUGGCGAAAACGAAGGUAUCUAUCUGCACUACGAGAAUGGCGUCUUUUUUCCCGUGUUUAAACCUUCGGUAUGCUUUGCUGUUGGAAUUCAAGAACUGAUAGCGGUAAUUAUGACACAGCCAUCAUAUCGACUUAUUUCAUUUGUCAAUCAUUUGGGAGAAGAAGUUGACAGUGAAGAAGAAAAGGCUAAUAAAUAUUUUCCGCAGGCCACUAUAUAUCCAAUAUUUGGUGUAACGAAUCGAAAACAUGGAUCCUUUGUGACGAUGAAUCGGUCGAGCAAAUUAGUGAAAGAUCAGUGCAAACGAAAAGCACCACUGGAUACAUUUUUUUCUACCUUCAUAGAGAAGUGUUCGAAAAUGAAUAAUCACGAAGGAGUACUAUAA